Messenger RNA from Pseudopodoces humilis (Tibetan ground-tit), 1734 nucleotides. Its product is annotated as melanopsin-like. The record is from RefSeq and is a predicted model, not a curated record. Gene Ontology annotation, biological process: visual perception; G protein-coupled receptor signaling pathway. NCBI's taxonomy places the organism in Eukaryota, Metazoa, Chordata, Aves, Passeriformes, Paridae. Gene Ontology annotation, molecular function: G protein-coupled receptor activity. Gene Ontology annotation, cellular component: membrane.
CUCUCAAAGAGCAUGCCUGCCAUCAGAUCCCUGCUCUUUUCAUCAUGUUCCAGUGCUUCUGAAAUACUCAUCUUUACAACCAUGGCACCAACAAGUUGGUGUGAGGGUUUGAACAUGAGUACCCAGCCACACACUGUGACCAAGGUAGAGAUCCCUGGCCAUGUUCUUUACACCGUAGGAACAUGUGUGCUCAUUAUUGGCUCCAUUGGCAUCAUCGGAAACCUCCUAGUCCUCUACGCAUUUUACAGCAACAAGAAGCUGAGGACUCCCCAAAACUACUUUAUAAUGAAUUUAGCUGUGAGUGACUUCCUGAUGUCGGCUUCUCAGGCACCCAUGUGCUUUGUCAACAGCUUGCACAGAGAAUGGAUACUUGGAGACAUAGGCUGUAACCUGUAUGCUUUCUGCGGGGCUCUCUUUGGGAUAACCUCGAUGAUGACUCUGUUGGCUAUCUCUGUUGACCGCUACCUGGUGAUCACAAAGCCCCUGCAGUCCAUCCAGUGGACUUCCAAGAGACGCACCAUGCAGAUCAUCGCUCUAGUGUGGCUCUACUCGCUGGGAUGGAGCGUGGCUCCGCUCCUCGGCUGGAGUUCCUAUGUGCCUGAGGGCUUGAUGAUAUCCUGUACAUGGGACUAUGUAACCUACUCCCCUGCAAACAGAAGCUAUACCAUGAUUUUAUGCUGCUGCGUGUUUUUUAUCCCCCUGAUAAUAAUAUUCCACUGCUAUUUAUCAAUGUUCCUGGCCAUAAGGCGUACUGGCAGGGAUGUUCAAAAGCUGGGGUCCUGCAGCCGGAAAUCCUACCUCUCUCAGUCCAUGAAGAAUGAGUGGAAGCUGGCAAAAAUUGCUUUUGUGGUGAUCAUUGUGUUUGUCUUGUCCUGGUCUCCAUAUGCUUGUGUCACCUUGAUUGCCUGGGCAGGUCGAGGCAACAGCCUAACACCAUAUUCCAAAUCUGUGCCAGCAGUAAUUGCCAAAGCUUCUGCUAUCUACAACCCCAUCAUAUAUGCAAUAAUUCACCCAAGAUACAGAAAAACCAUCCACAAAGCUGUUCCCUGCCUGAGGUUCCUGAUACGAAUAUCGAAGAAUGACCUCCUGAGGGGAUCCAUAAAUGAGUCAUCAUUCAGAACCUCUCUCUGCAGCCACCACUCUCUUGCUGGCAGGACCAAGAGCACAUGUGUUUCCUCCAUUUCUACUGGAGAAGCUAUCUGGAGCAAUGUGGAGCUCGACGCUGUAGAGCCAGCUCAAGAGAAAUUGAAGCCUCGCCGAAGUCACUCUUUCUCCACAAGUCUGAGACAAGAGAAGAGAGACCUGCUCCCAAAGACCUGCAGCUGCGAUGCAGCCACUGCCAAAAAGGUUUCGCUCUCCUCCAGCUGUUUGGAGAAGGUUCUUGGGCAGCCUGUCCUACCCAAUCCCUCUUCAGCACUUGUGACCAGCUCCCUGAGAGCAACAUCUCUGCCUGUCAGAUUGAAUAGCAGCAGUGUCACCAGAGGAGACUCAAGUACUUCCCAUAUGGAAACUCAAGGAAGUCAAGUGAAUGGAGUUGUGGAUUCUGUUAUUAGCAAUGCAGUCCCUCGCAUCAUCAUCAUUCCUACCUCAGAGACAAAUCUGUUUCGGGAAGAACUGGAAGAGGAAGAGACUGAAUUAUUCCACUUUCAUGACAAAAAGGGCAAUCUGCUGGACUUGGAAGGGCUUAGCUCAUCCAUGGAGUUCCUUGAAGCUGUUGAGAAAUUUCUAUCAUAA